Molecule: messenger RNA, 567 nt
Organism: Helicoverpa armigera (cotton bollworm)
Lineage: Eukaryota; Metazoa; Arthropoda; Insecta; Lepidoptera; Noctuidae
Exons: 1
Coding region: 1-567 (188 amino acids)
Source: RefSeq, a predicted model, not a curated record
AUGGAAACACUGGAAGCUGAAAGAAAAGAAGAUCGUAUCUAUAUAAACCAGCUGGAGGAUAGAGUGGAAAAUCUGGAGCGAAUGGCAAAUCAUUCUAAAAUUGAAAUUAGAAAUAUACCCAAAGCACCAGGCGAAACAAAAGAAGAUCUCUGUAAAAUUGUCACCGAGACAGCAGCUGUUCUUGAAAUCCCUCUGCAAAAACCCGAUAUAAAAGACGCUUUCCGUGUCAACAAAAAAGAGGGGAUAUCAACAAUUGUCGUUGACUUCGCAAAUACUAGGACAAAAGACGACGUAGUCAAACGCAUAAGGCAGUUCAAUAAGAAAAACAAGGAAAACAAACUCAACACAGCUCAUAUUAAAAUGUCUGGCCCAGCAAAACCGAUAUAUAUAGUAGAAUCCCUAACACUAAGAGCUCAGCGCCUAUUUUACUUAGCCCGGAAUUUUGCCAAAGACAAUGCCUACAAGUUCUGCUGGACCUCAUAUGGGAGAGUCUUUCUAAAGAAAGGUGAAGGGGACAAACAAAUUCUAAUCAAGGAUGAAGCCGACAUCAAUAACCUCCGCAAAUGA